AUGGACUCACAGGAGCCUUGUUUGAGUUUAAAUCAAGCAAAAGAUCAAAAUCAAGAGCUACAUCUCCAAGACAAAAGUGAACACCUUUCCAUCAAAGUAGACUAUUUGGAAACAAGAGUGACUCAUUUGUCCACUACCAACACAGACCUGUCCAACAGGCUGGUCCAUAGUGAAGAAGAGAAACUAAAGAUUUCAAAGGAGCUUGUGGAGGAAAAGCUUCAUUUUAAUGAGAUGAGAGGCAAGUUUGAAGACGAGAUGUUUGAAUUAAGAAAUAAGUUAUUGAACCAAAAAGACGAGAUAACAGAGCUAGUUACCGAGCGAGACAACUUACUAGGUGAGCUCCAAAUAGCCGAGACGAAUUUCAAGAGCCAGCAAGAGGAGUAUGCCUCGCUCAAGAAGGACUACCUCGCUCUGGCAGAGGCCCAUCACAAAGAGCUGGCCCAAAGCAAGGAACUGAGCGCAGAGCUGCUGGCCUCGGCCCAAGCCCAGGACACUUUACGCUGCAAGCUAGCCAAGAAGCAUCAAAAGGCUCAGGAAAGCUCAACGGACCUUCACGGGGAGCUAAACAGAGUCAGGGCCCUCAUUGGCCGCCUUCUGCAGAACAGGGUUAAGCUCCUAGGAAACCAAGAGGAGAUGAAAAACAUGCUGGAGGACUUGAAGCGCUGCUAUGAGGAAGAGCAAAGGAAACUCAAGGAGAAGAUUGGGGAGAUGAGAAAGGAACAGCGGAUCCCAAGCGGACAGCAGAAACCAUCUGAGCUGAGUAUGCCAUGCUGGUGCUGCCAGACGCAUCUAAAGGAGGCCAAAGAGGAGAACUCAAGGCUGCAGCUGCAGGUCAAAGAGCUUCACCAGCAAUAUCGUGCAAAGCUGUUGUGCUAUUUAAAGGACAUAACCAACUACAUAGAUGAUGUCGCAGGAGGCAAAAUGCUUGCCCAGAGAAACAAGUUGAGAGGUUUUGUGGACAACGUGCUUGGAGACGUCCGUGCUUCAUACAGGGCCCGUGAGGAGCAGCUUGCUACUGCUGCACAGGAGUACAAAAAGAAACUGCAGAAGACCACCAAGACCCAUCAUGCCCUGAUAUGUACUUAUAGGGCUCAGAGAGAGCAGAUUUUGGCUAAACCAGACAUGGGUUUUGACCCUGGACCCCCAGAUUCCCAUUUCAACCUGCUCAAUACGUCAAAAGAAGAAUUGAGUGAGCUCCAGCAACUUGGACAAAAAGUGGAGGGUCAGCAAAAAGUUGGCCUAAAUCAGGUGGCAUUUGUCAAAACUUCAACCCAUUCCACCAACCAGGAGAUGCCACAACCGGAGCAGAUAUUUCAAGAAUCCUGGGCGGUCAUCAAGAAACAGCUGAAGGAAAUAACAGACUCCACGCUGGAAGGUUAUGAGAAGGAGCGCACACUUCUAAUCACCAGAGCAACAGUCGCAGAAGAACAAGUGUCACACUUACAAAACUUUAUAGACAAGCAUCUUCACAGGUAUAAACAGGAGAUAACACAUCUCCGUCACCUGUGUGCUAAAAAGGAGGCCCUGGGAACACCUAGCAAUCAUUAG
Molecule: messenger RNA, 1548 nt
Organism: Nerophis lumbriciformis (worm pipefish)
Lineage: Eukaryota; Metazoa; Chordata; Actinopteri; Syngnathiformes; Syngnathidae
Source: RefSeq, a predicted model, not a curated record